UUUUCAUUACGGCCACGCAUGUGUGGCACGUGAUAAAUUGAAGGAGAGUUUGUUAUUCUGAUAACGUGUUUAUACUGAUUUUAUAUUUGUUAGAAAUUAGUGUAAAAAUCUCAGUAAGAUGGCGAAAUUUUGUUUAAACAAACCGAGCAAACGAAUGCCUGCACGGAAAAGGUAUAAAAUUGAAAAGAAAGUCCGUGAACACAAUAAGAAAUUGAAAAAAGCAGCUAAAAAAAAUCCUAAAAAAAAGCAAAAGGUGAUAGAAGUUCCGAACCAAUGCCCCUUUAAGGAAGACAUACUAAAAGAAGUAGAAGCUAUGAAGAAACAACACGAGGAGGAAAAGCAGAAGCAACGUGAAGCUGCUCGUGAAAAGAAGCAAAAGUUUGUUAAAGGAGGUCUACAAGGAUUAGUUUCAGCAGCAGAACAGAAACAAGCUGAACAUAAAGAGAUGGAAGUUGACAAUGUACACGAAAAGAUAAAAGGUGCUUUAGCUAAAGAAGAGAAUUCCUUGAAAGCUUACUAUAAAGAGUUCAAAAAAGUAUUAGAUGCAGCUGAUGUUAUUCUUGAAGUAGUUGAUGCUAGAGAUCCUUUAGGAACCCGAUGUAAACAGGUUGAGGAAGCAGUUCAGUCUGCACAAGGAAAUAAGCGAUUAGUAAUUGUUCUAAAUAAGGCAGAUUUAGUACCAAGAGAAAACUUAGAUCAGUGGUUGAAGUAUUUACGUGGCAGUUUACCUGCUGUAGCAUUCAAAGCAUCUACACAAAUUCAAGCAAGGAGAUUAGGUAGAAGAAAAUUAGGGAAGAAAACAGAGACUAUGAUACAAGGUGCUACCUGUUUUGGUGCAGAGUUACUUUUAUCUUUGCUUGCAAAUUAUUGUAGAAAUAUUGGUAAUGUUAAAACUAGUAUUCGAGUGGGAGUUGUUGGGCUCCCAAAUGUUGGCAAAUCUAGUGUAAUUAAUUCCUUGAAACGGAGCAGAGCUUGCAGUGUGGGUAGCACGCCAGGAGUAACAAAAGCCAUGCAAGCAGUACAGUUGGAUUCAAAAAUUAAAUUAUUGGACUCACCAGGAAUAGUUAUUGCUAGCCAUGCUCCAGGGGAGAACCCUGAUGAAUCAUCGGUAGCUCUCAAAAAUGCUGUAAAAGUACAGUCCUUGAAGGAUCCAUACACACCAGCAACUGCAGUUUUAAAGAGAGUCUCUAAGCCACAAAUAAUAGAACUGUACGAUAUACCAGAAUUUUCGACACCGGACGAAUUUUUCGCUUUAAAAGCGACUAGAAUGGGAAAGUUUAAGAAAGGCGGUAUACCUGAUACUAUGGCGGCAGCUCGCAGCGUCUUAGAAGAUUGGAAUUCCGGGAAAAUUAGAUACUAUACCGUACCACCUGAACAACCUACGUCUCAAAUAUCCGCGGAAAUUGUGAGCCAGAUGAGUAAAGAGUUCGAUAUCGAAAGUUUCGCUGCGGAAGAAAAAAUGAUGCUCGAUACUUUCGAAGAAGAAACUGCAAAAAAAUCGAAACUUGAUCCCUUGUUAAUUGAAACUACCGGGCCGGUACUAUCGGCAAUGGAAGUUGAGAAGGAGAAAGAAACACAAAUUAAAAUCCAGAACAAGUUGAAAAAAAAAUUGGAAAAUGCAAAGAAGCAUGCGCAACAGACAAGAAAGAAGAAAACAGAUCCAAUGUUUGAAUUAGAAGGCAAUCAGAAAUUGAAUAAGUUGAAUAAACUAGCUUUUAAGAAAGAGAAAAAAGAUCGGGCUAGGAGAGAAAAGGUAUCCGUUCAACUGUCGAGUCAACUAGAAGGAUUCAAUCUAUCGACUCGUGACGAUUACGACUUUAAUACAGAUUUCGUUGAAAAGUAGGCAUUGAAAAAGUAUUCAAUGAUUAUGAGUAAAACUGACGAAAUGAUUGAAAUCAAUCUGUGGAAAAUACAUUUGUAUGUAUAAUGUAAAUAAUAAG
Molecule: messenger RNA, 1940 nt
Organism: Dufourea novaeangliae
Lineage: Eukaryota; Metazoa; Arthropoda; Insecta; Hymenoptera; Halictidae
Gene: Ns1
Product: guanine nucleotide-binding protein-like 3 homolog
Exons: 8
Coding region: 119-1843 (574 amino acids)
Cellular component (GO): nucleolus
Molecular function (GO): GTP binding
Source: RefSeq, a predicted model, not a curated record